This is a messenger RNA of Xyrichtys novacula (pearly razorfish), 8798 nucleotides long. Lineage: Eukaryota; Metazoa; Chordata; Actinopteri; Labriformes; Labridae. The record is from the annotation of a GenBank genome assembly.
ACCAAUGUCGUCUACUUGUCCCCUGUCGACGCUAAGUGAGGACCGGACGCUGUCAGUACAAUUCCGGAAAUUCUUCGAGUUGGUUUGCGGAUAUUUAUUUUCUUGUCUGUUUGAAGACUUUCUUUUUUAUCUAUUCGAUUGGGUUUCCAUUUUAAAAUCGAUCCGCCAAGUCUUGUUGUGUCCAAAAAGGUGACCUUAUACCCGUUGAAUUAGAGCGUGUCUGUGUUAUAUUAGGGCCCGGAACUGGGCUAACACUAGCCUAGCAUUCACUGCUAGCUUUAGCUUAUGUGAGCCGUCACUACAGUCGGCUUAAAACUCAUCUGUACCUCAUCCAGUCAACUGUGUAACUCAUUAACAGAACAUCAGUGAAGUUAAACCAUGGCUGUCGUCAACGAAGGAGCGCUGAAGAAAAUGCUGAAGGUGAGACUGUUCGGUUUCAGUCAUGUUAGCAGGCUAGCUAAUGAUACCGAUACUUAACAUGAAAGCAGAGCUUUUCUUCAGAGCAGGUUUGCAUUUCCUGAAAAGGCCAAAAACAACAACAAGAACACAUCAUUCCUUCUCAGAGCGUAUUACAUAAGAUAUUUAGGAUACCAUGAAAAAAGUAUCUCACUCCACUUUAAACCCCGUUAACAAAUACAGACAUCGCCCUUUACAGUUUAACUUUUAACCCAGCAGAAACUUCAAUCACUGUUGUGGAAACCUUUGGCAAAUACUAAUUAAAUCUUAGAUUUAACGCCCUGCAGUGAUCCUACAUGUCAGUCAAUGUGUUUGGUGAGGGCUGGUGAAUGUAUUUAACAGAUAUGUAAACUCCUGUAGAGUAAAAUGAAUGUGUGCCAUGUAUGAAAGAAACCCAUUAAUGAGGCGAUGACCACAAGCCAUGUUUGAUCGAGUAAAUAAGUUCACAGCUGAUCAUCUAGAUCGGACUGAAAUUUAUCACGAUCAUGUUAUCACCCUAUCCUAAGUUCAAGUGUCUUGUUUGAUACAAUAUAAAAUCUUUUAAUUAUUACCUUGAAGUAGUAGUUUUAACUUAUUGCAAAUGCAAUCCAAAAUUUACGUAUUGGUUUAAAGUUUUGUUUUACCUGUUGUCAUUAUGCAGCAAUACAAGUAUAGAGAUCUGACUGUUCGAGAGAUAACCAACGUCAUCUCCCAGUACAAGGACUUGAAGCCCGUCAUGGAUGCUUAUGGUAAAUUUUAUUUUACUAAUCUCACCGACAAGGUCUGAAAUUUACUUGUUAAUCUUCACUUUUCAAAAUUAACAUUUAAUCAUUUGUUCUUCCAGUGUUUAAUGAUGGUUCCACAAGAGACCUGAUGAGCCUGACGGGAACUGUGCCAGUCAGCUACAGAGGUGACCCCCACACUUGUUUUUUUUUUUUUUUUCUAAACAUCAGUUAGACCCAUACCUGCCAACAUUUCAGUGAAGUUUUCAUUUUGCAACAAGCACUGUUUAAAUAUAGUUCACAGCUUAAACUGAACUGAAUCGUCUCAAAUUGUAAAAAGUAUCAGUCCAGUGUCUGUGAGGCUCAGCAGAAACAUAGGACAAUUUUAGGUUGUUUGGAUCCCUGGCAAAUUUGGACAAAUAUAGUGAUCUGUUUAAUUCAUGAAUGACUAGGACCAUGCAAACUACGAGAGAUUUCUGGGAGAAAUGACAAUACGGGAGGUGGGCGGGAGAUAGGUCUGAGAUACAGGAGAGUCCGGGGAAAAACGGGAAUGUUGGCAGGUAUGGUUAGACCACACAGGGUAGGAGGAAGAUAAAUGUUGUGUGUUACCCACUGUACUUUUCUGGCUCAACAGCAUUUUCUCUUUUUAUUUUUGUUGUCUCAAAUAGCUUUGACUUGUUAUCUUUUACCUUUAAACUCAGACCUGUUAUCAGUAUGGUGCAAGACAUAGAAAGAAUCGUCCUUCACUGAAAGAAAAGCUGAAGACAAAGUGGAUGGUUUAUUUUGUUACUCUUGUUUUGCUGGUUUUCUUACUGCUUAGGCCUCUUGGCUUCAACGUCAUACAAGAAACAGUAAAUUGUAUCAUCGAUCAGUACAUAAUAUUAAAAGUCCUGAAUGCCAAUAAACUAUUGUUGAGCCUGCAUAACUUUGGGUCUUUUUUAAUUUAGGGCUAUGCUUCAAAUUGCUACUUUACUUGAUUAGAAGAUCAGAAGAUUUUGUGGAUUGAACAUGAUUGUUUUUGUCUACAGUAGAAUUAACUGUUACUGUAAGUUGAUAUGGAUGUGAUAUUUAACAGAGUUUGCUGUGUGUGAUUUUUGCAGGCAAUGUCUACAACAUCCCAGUGUGUCUGUGGUUGCUAGACACAUAUCCCUACAAUCCUCCAAUAUGUUUUGUCAAACCUACCAGUGCCAUGAUGAUUAAAACUGGCAAACACAUCGAUGCCAAUGGCAAAAUUUACCUGCCUUACUUACACGAGUGGAAACACGUAAGUGGGAUGACUUGAAUCUUGCAUUAACAUUAAUAGGGUUUAAUUAAAAAAGUGUUGAUUUAUGAUUGAUGGAAGGUGCAACAUUUGGAAAAAGAAAUGAAUAAGCAAUAACAGAAGGUUGAGAUGACAAGUGUCAACUAAGGUAGUGUUGUGCUAGUUCACACUCAAGAUAUGCACGCUCAAAGUUCAGUUCACACACAUUAAAAUUAAUUAGUUUAUGGCUGUAGUUACUUUAUCAAAAUUUGAACAAGGUUUAUUGUCUGAAAACAUGAACUAGUUUUUUAGUAGCACCAAGAUUUUUUCCUAUAGAGCCUCCUAAGCUUCAACACCUCACAUUCAAUCACUGACAUAUCCUAAACUUAAUGAAUUAUUGUAUUUUACUGUUGAUCUUGGACAGAUAUUUGGUUUAAAAAAAUCCCAUUAGGGUAUGUGAACUACUUGAACAUGGGAAAAAAUCUGCAAAACUUAGAAACACACUAGACCAUAUGUUUUGGCCUGAAGCUUCCAAUUUGAAUAACCAAAUACUCAGGGAACAACAGCUUAGUAAAAGACAACACGGGUGAGAUUGUUUUCACAUCCCCUGAAAUAAAGAGGGUAAGUCCAACAUCGAUUCUCCAUCAUCCUUAUGUUUUUUGUUUUGUUUUCAGCUUGGAUUAAUUUCCUAAUUUGUCCAGAAAACUCCCUGAAAUCUUCACUAGAGGUUGCUUUGUCAGAACAGCUACAUAAAUAAACUGCGACCGUUUAAGAAUUACAAACUGAGCCAUACAGUUCACCAUUUACCGAAACAUGUAUUCAAUGAAUGCCUACAGUUUAGUACGUUUUCUCACAACACUGAACUGAGAAUGUUGAUAUAUUCAAUACUUCAGUACUUUUGAAAUACCAUGUGCUUUGAGCCUAUACAGUCACCUUUAUUUUUACAGUAUACCAAAAAAAAAAACACUGCAGGUUAUUAAAAAAAAAAACACAGAUCCAUGUUCAUAUGUUCGCUGAAAGGGAAACGAGUAAGUGAGCAGCAGUGACAGACGGGAAGAGAUAAAGUAAAGAGAAGAGACAAAGAAGAAGUCCAGAUAAACAAAGAGCAUUUUUCUAAUUACUACACAGCGGUAGCAUUUUGAAAAAAAAUUACAGCUAUAACAAUAAAAUGAUACAUUAGUAAACAACUAAAUAUUGACAGGAAACAUUUUUACUGUAAAUACACACACCUUUAAUUAUUUCCUAUCAUUGUGUCAAAGUAUUGAUAUAAUGAAAACUCUAGCAUCAAGGACCGUAGAUUUAACCGGUUCGCUGGAAUAUUUGGUUACGUCUGUGACUGCACAAUAAGGUGCUUCAUUGAAGAAAAAUACCAUCUUAGGCUGAUGUUUGAACAGGGACCCACCUUUAAAACAGCUCUUUUUGUAUUUGUGCUCUUGGUCAAUAAACCCUGUUGCUCCCUGUAUGUUUUGCAGCCUCAGUCAGACUUGUAUGGACUGAUUCAGGUGAUGAUUGUGGUGUUUGGAGAGGAGCCCCCUGUGUUUUCUCGUCCAACCACCCAAGCCCCUUACCAAGCCUUCCAAGCAGCUGGACCACCCAACCGUGAGUGGCUAACAUGUAAUAUGCAAAGAGGCCAAUGUUAGUCCUUUAGAGCCUUCUGUUUCAAGAGAUGUAGUUGUUUUUUUAAGCACCAGAUGGUGCUCAGAUACCAAUAAAUCUCCCCAUGGAAAAUGAAAGUAGUGUCUGAGUUGGAAUGAAUGGGAAGAGUACCUUCACCUGUUUUUCCCCACUUCUUAUUGCUAUUUUUCCCCUCUUCCACAGCUUCAUACAUGCCCGGCAUGCCUGCAGUCUCGCCCUAUGGUCCAAAUCCCAACCCAGGGUAAGAUGUUUGCCAAGCAGGUUUCAACCUUUAAAUCUUUACUGGCAUGUUUAGUUUGUGGUUUCUGUCCCCGCUUAUCACAGUGAGGCACAUUUCUCACCAAAGAGCUGCACAGUUGGUUCAGUUACAUUUUCAGCUGGAGGACAAAAGCUGGUCUGACAUUUUUGAAAAUGGAAAAUAUAAAGAGUAUGCUCCGUGACAUGCAUUUGACCAUUCACAGAGGCUAUCCGGGAUAUCAGUACCCAGGGGGCAACUCUUACCCAGCAACUGCUGGACCUGCACACUACCCCGGCCAGACUCCAGUUUCCACAGUGGGUAUGUAUCGCAUCCAGAAUCAAGGGUGCUUUUAUUGUCUUCGACUUGAUAUGAUGUUUUCACUCUCAAAAAGAGAGCUUCAUUCACCUUAGACAAUACAGUAUAUCACAUCCUUCUCAUGGUCAUCGGUUAACCCUGAAGUGAGACACCUGACCUUUUGACUCAAACUCACUCACCCUCCGAGUGACUUCUGUGGCGCGCUGAGCUGCCAGUGAAAGGUCGUGAGUGUAACCAGAGUGGGGUGCAUUAAAGGCCAAAGGGUAGGACAGACCUGAAGGGAAGGAAAGAGUCUCCCUCUGCAGCCCUCGUACUCUGCACCUCUAGAGGACUCAGGAGUGCUAUAUUUAAGGAGAAACCUCACACAAAGGUACACCUAGGAUCAUGAGACCUUUCUACUGUCCAAACAUCACUUAGCACUGCUGAAUUACUCGUCAUGGACUAGCAUGCAAGAGGAGAUUUGGCUGUUUCCUAUAUUUAGUAAAGCAUAGAUAAAUGGGUUAAGCUGUGGACUCCUCAGAUCUCAAAGCUGAAUCAACUUUGACAUUUGUUGUGCCGAUUUCAGUCUGCACAUGAUGAGGUGGUCUUGACUCUCAGUAGAGUAUAUUCACUUAUAUAACCUGGUGAAGCUCUGUGGCUUCAGUUUGUCAUGGAGUAGUAUUGACUCAAAUGUUUUCAUAUUUCAUUGUUUAGGUUAUUUUAAUGAUGGAAUUUCAUUUUGGUACUAAAUGCAAAAUUUUAAGUUACAUUGUUGUCACCAUGCUCAGCAUCCAUUUUUAUAACAUCUUUUACUAUAUGUCUCCAUUUUGGAGCAGUUAGUUUGAAAAUCUAUGUCUCAAGGCUUUAGUUGCCACUUUACUAGAGCUCUUGAAUGUAGCAACCUUCUCUAGAUAUAUAACUACUCUGGCCUUGAUGUCUGUGAGCUGUGCUGUGUCUUUGCAAGGCUCUAGGUAUUUCAGAAAUGUACUGGCUUAUCGCCAGGUUAGGGGUCAAGUAAGGCUGGGUGAUAGGGGAAAAAGUUUAUCACGAUAUAUUUUUUUCAUAUCAGUCAAUAUCAAUAAAUGUCACGAUAUAAAAAAAUCACUUUUGAAUCUUAAAUGUUCCCUGUUACUCUUGAAUGAAAUUUCACUCCACAUAACUUGCAGUGCACAUUACUCUGCUUCAUGUCUGACCUCAAAAAACCAAAAUACCUCGACACCACCGAUGGUUUUUCUGCCAGUGUUGUCGACAAUGUCAUGAUCUGUUAAGCCUUCAUCUGCAUUUCUGUGUGUGUAGCUGCAGCCUGCUACUACGCAAUUGUUUGCUACUUGGUUCUAAUUCAGCACGACUGGUUCAGCACGGUGCGACCUGGAGCAGCUCCCGUUUUCAUUGGCUAUUCAUAUAGUCUACCAAAACAUGGCAGAGUGCCGACUAUCACAAAGCAUAUUGACCAUGUUUCAUAUCAAUAUCAAGGGAAAUUAAUUUUUGAUAUAUAUCAUUGUCAUUUAUCACUCAGCCCUCGGGUCAAGCAUAACAAAUCCCUAUCCUACCAGCGAUGAUUGUAGCAGCAGGUGUUUUUUUUUCUUUCUUUGUAAGUCUCUCUGUCCUUUGGUGAACACGAUAGUAAAGGGAAGUUAGCAUUGAAUAAAUCAAGAAUGAAACAGGCAUCAACUUGAGGUCAAAAACUGCUUCGCAUUGACUUGCAUCCCUCUUCAACCUCUCCCCCUCAAGGCCAGAGCAGAGAUGGCACCAUUGGCGAGGACACAAUCCGUGCGUCUCUGAUAUCGGCUGUGAGCGAUAAGCUGCGCUGGAGGAUGAAGGAGGAGAUGGACAGAGCUCAGGCGGAGCUGGACGCCCUGAAAAGAACAGAGGAGGACUUGAAAAAAGGACAUCAGAAGCUGGAGGAGAUGGUCUCUCGACUGGACCAGGAAGUGGUGAGAUACCCUGUUAUGUUAUCUGUACCUCAGCUCUGACUCUGUGCUAUCCUUCUGUUUUAACGCAGCGGUAUCUUUCUGAUCUCUUUGUUUUUCAUUAGUCUGAGGUCGACAGGAAUAUCGAGCUGCUGAAGAGAAAGGAUGAGGAGUUGAGUGAAGCCUUGGAGAAGAUGGAGAACCAAUCAGAGAACAAUGACAUCGAUGACGUCAUUGUACCCACAGCUCCACUCUACAAACAAAUCCUGAACCUUUAUGCUGAAGAAAAUGCAAUUGAGGACACUAUCUUUUACUUGGGGGAGGCUCUUCGUCGUGGCGUCAUAGACCUGGAGGUUUUUCUUAAGGUGAUGCAUGAAAUCAUAUCUUCAGAGCCUGUAUCGUAAAAAUAUCAGGGCAGCCAGGAUGUCAUUUUAUUGACUUUUCUUCUCUUUUGUCACAGCAUGUCCGUCUUCAGUCAAGGAAGCAAUUCCAGCUUCGAGCUCUUAUGCAGAAAGCCCGCAAGACUGCCGGCCUCAGUGACCUCUACUGACCUAAGCUGAUGACCUGGAAACAUUUAGAUCUGUAUCCUCUCUUUUUCAUCUUCCUUCUCUUCUCCCUUUUACAUGUCUUUUGUAUUAAAAAAAGCUGACCCUCUUUUAUCUCCACAACAUCUAUUCCUUUGAGACAGAGACCCUUACAGCUGCAACAGGGAAUCUCUGAAACUGCAGCUUUUAUAAGGAAUCAGGCUGUCUCGUUUGGGGCAGUGAAUUUCAAAUUGUAAGGCCACAGUUCUGCUCAGACAUUAUUUGUUUGUUGAUGAGUUUAAAUGAUUCUUUUAAGCUAUUAUAUAUAUCUAGAUAGAACGGAUUUGCAAGAAAUGUCCGUAUUACAUUUUUGCCCAAUAUCAAACUAGGGGUGUCCCGAUACAGUAUUUAUAUCGGAUAUCAGUCCGAUAUCAGCAAAAAAAAAAGAAUAUCGGAUUAUAUCGGCCAGCAUCUAAAAUCUCCGAUAUCAGCACUCCAGUACUAGCAGUCCAUUCCAGAUUCCGCGCCGGCACCUCUAUCUAGCAGCGCCCAGAUUUAGCAUGCAGAGCUCACAUGAUCACAACAACAGUGUUACUAAGGUACUAACAAAGUAGCAAAGAGUUGGAGUGUUGUCAGCCGUUUUUUUGUUUAAGUUGGUAAAAGACAUUGCAGCUGAGUGCAAAACUUGUCAUACACAAUUUUGUUCCAAUAUUGGUAUCAGUCAAUAUUGAAGGUUACAAUAUCGGUAUUGUAUCGGAAGUUAAAAAGUUGUAUCAGGACACCCCUAUAUCAAACUAAGCCUAAUGUGACCACAACAUGAACCAGGUACUGUGAUAACACAUACAACAUAUUUAAUUUACAUACAGUAUAGCUUAAAGUUAGGUUAAAUUCAGGUUUGUGCGGCUGGCUUACUGUGAGUGAUUGUCUCAACCUGCCUGCGUGCGCUGCAUUGUAGGUCAGCUCACAGGUUCUGUUGUAAAAAUGGUCCGCAGACAAAGUCAUUUUGCUUGUAAGCACAAACUUUCAGGGGCUAGUAAAGAGGGGAUUUGCAGAGGGCCUCAUAUAUACAGCCCCUCAUAAUGAAAAGGUUAAGCUAUGGUAAAAAGAAAUACCCAGGGCAGCCUUAAAGGGCAGGCGUUUGGGAUUUUAUGAUGUAUGAGGUCAUGUUCAGUAGCCAUGGAGACAGAGUUGAUGAACAUGGAUCUGAGAGAUGUUUCUUCACGGUCUCCUUUAAUCUGUUAAUGAGCCUCAUUUUGUAGCUCCACUGAUGUUUCCUCACGACUGUGUGUUUUUCCCUGUUCUGUGUUGAAUUACAAUAGUGUGGUUGAGCUUCUUUCAUCGUUAGUCAGCUUCCCAGGUCCACCCUCCAGUCUGACCGCAUUAACCAGUCAAUUGCGUGCAGCUUUGGCUUACUCUGUACCGUGUCUUUGUUAAAGGUGGACAACAGCUUUGCUUUACUCUGAGGUGAAAUGGAAUUUUUCUUACUUUUUCUUGUUUUCUGUUUUUCUCUGUGCUGUCCACUCAUUCUCAGACAUAAAAAUGUCUAACAUAUAUCGGAAAAAGUGUGAAUACAGGCGAAGUCUUGAAGGGGGUACAUUGUACUAAUCAAAAAGUUAACUUGUGUAAAGUUUGCAAACAGGUCUCAUUUAAUUUAGCCUUUUACUAAAUGCACUUUGAAUUGUAUGAUAGAUUCUCUACUGUUAUUAUUUUUCUUUGUUUCCAAUUCAACCAUAGACCACCUGUUCUUUUAUAUAUCUGUAGAUUUAUGUAAAUCAGAACAAAUAAAAGAAAUCUGAUUUA